Messenger RNA from Cutaneotrichosporon oleaginosum, 863 nucleotides. RefSeq lists its product as uncharacterized. NCBI's taxonomy places the organism in Eukaryota, Fungi, Basidiomycota, Tremellomycetes, Trichosporonales, Trichosporonaceae. The record is from RefSeq and is a predicted model, not a curated record.
ACAUUCUUUCAUAUUUCAUCUUCUUCAUUACUUUCAUCUUCUACUCUUCUCCCCUCAUGCUCCACCACAUCGCCCCACCCUCGACGCCGCCGCCGUCACCUCUGCCGUCACCGCCGUUUCGCCGGCACGGGGUACAUCUUUGACAACAAUGCACUUUCCCUGCGUGACACGCUCCCACUUCUUUUGUCCUCGUCCGAGUGACCCCGACGCACAAACCCCCUUGGUGACUAACCUCCAGCCGACAUCUCCCGCCCCACGUCCAAAUGUGCCCUCAAUCAUCUGCAGGCCGUCUUUCGCGUCGACGCCGCCGCCGCCGCCAACGCGCACAAAGCGUCGCACACCCUCCAGGCGCUAUGUAGCCUUCAUGCCCCUCCUCCUACCUCUCCUCCCCUCACCCCCCCUCAACCCCCCACCCUUCCCCUCACGCCUGACUCCCACUCUUUCCCCACCCGCUCUCUCGCGCCUCGCACUGCUCUCUCUCUGUCUCCUCCCUCUGUCUCCGUCUUUCUUUGACCUCUCGUAUCGCCCUGGUACCUCGCAACUCGCCGCCUGCCAGUUUCCCUAUCUCUUCACCAGCGAUCCAGAGAUCAGAGAGCUCACCUCACUCCUCAUCUUCGACAGAUCUCACUGACUCCAACUGCUCGAUACAGUCCCCCCCCCCCCCCCCCCCCCCCAACCCCCUCUUCCACCAUGGCUUCCAGCUCACCCACGAAGCUAAACGGCCAUGCUCCGCCCCUCCACGACAUCAGGAUUCACAUUGUCGGCGCGGGGUGAGUAGUUAUGGCAGCGUCGCCCUCCUGCUGGGUGGCAACGAGCGGGGCGAUUCCGGCGAGCUAUCCAGAUUUCGCUACGAGACGCACGGC